UAAUUUGUUUAAUCGAAUAAGAACAUUAUGGAAGUAUUUAAUAAGAUAUAUUCCCAAGUAAGCAGUUCUGUUAGUAGCACAGUAUCACAAUUAUCAGGUGUUUUACCCGGUAAUCCUGUUACUCGUGAAUUUGAUGCUGCAGCACAUAUUGCUUCAGCUGGACCAGGACUAUUAUGGAAAAUAUACAAGGGCAGCAAACGUUCAACCAAACAGGAAGCUUCCAUAUUCGUUUUCGAAAAAAGACAACUGGAAAAGUACAACAAAACAGACAGGGAACUAGUUUUAGAAACAUUGAGACGUGGAGUCACGCAAUUAACUAAAAUCCGCCACCCACAAAUACUCACUGUUCAACAUCCCUUAGAGGAGAGCCGCGAAAGUCUUGCAUUUGCCACAGAACCAGUUUUUGCAAGUCUGGCUAAUGUUUUAGGAGAAACUACAAAUAUGCCUCAACCUGCAAACAUGUCAGAUUAUAAACUUUAUGACAUAGAAACUAAAUAUGGAUUGCUGCAGUUAAGUGAAGGAUUGGCUUUUCUUCACAAUGAUGUAAAACUUAUUCAUAAAAACAUUUGUCCAGAGACUAUUAUUAUUAACAAUCAAGGUGUGUGGAAGAUAUUUGGGUUAGACUUCUGUGUGCACAAUACAAGUCCAGCUAAUAGUGUCCCAGUUUAUCCAUUUGAAGAGUUCAGUAUGACUUUACCAAGUGUCUGUAGACCAAAUUUGGAUUAUUUAGCUCCUGAGUGUGUGAUUCAACAAAAACAUUCACCAGCCAGUGAUAUGUUCUCCUUUGGAAUGUUGUCCUUUGCAUUAAGCUCUCCCACUAAGCAAUGCAUAACUCCAGUCAAAGAUAUACAGCAGUUUAAAAAUAGAGUUCAACAAUUAAAGAAUUUAACACCUAGCAAGUUACAGUGUAUGCCUGAGGCUCUUAGAGAAUAUACCAAGUUGUUACUUAAUGUUUCACCAGAAGUUAGACCAGAUGCUCACCAAUUUGUUAAGAUUCCUUAUUUUGAAGAUGUUGGCAUUAAAACACUAACUUAUCUGGAUUCCUUGCUUCAGUGGGAUAAUUUACAAAAAUCCCAGUUUUAUAAGGGUCUGCCAGAUGCAUUGCCCAAGUUACCUCAGAGAGUGAAAGUGCAAAGGGUUUUGUCCUGUUUAGUCAGGGACUUAGCACAGCCUGCAAUGGUGCCUUUCGUACUCCCUAGCAUAUUUGACAUUGCUCAGGAAUGCACUCAGAAAGAAUUCUGUACUUACAUACUUCCACACCUCAAAGGUGUGAUGAAACUGAUGGAACCAGUGCAAAUUCUUCUAAUAAUGUUACAAAGAAUGGAAUUGUUACUGAAACUGACUCCCGCCGAUGACGUCCAGCAACACGUCCUCCCAAUGUUGUAUCGCGGUCUGGACUCGGAUUCUCCCCAAAUCCACGAGUUGUGUCUGUCAGUUUUACCCACGUUCGCUGGUCUUUUGGACCAUGCCAACGUAAAGAACAGUCUUCUCCCACGCAUUAAGCGCUUAUGUUUGACCACUAACACACUUUCAGUGAGGGUAAACUGUUUAUUGUGUGUGGGGCGACUACUGGAGCACUUGGACAAAUGGUUGGUGCUGGAUGAGGUUCUGCCGUUCUUGCCGCAGAUACCUUCAAGAGAGCCAGCUGUUCUGAUGGGUAUUUUAGGAAUUUAUAAGUUGGCAAUGAAUCAUAAGAAACUAGGUAUCAGUAAAGAAAUCAUAGCUUCCAGGAUUCUACCGUUUUUGAUUCCACUUUGUAUUGAAAACGGUUUGACGAUUGCUCAGUUCAAUGCACUUGUCGCUCUUGUAAAGGACAUGUUUCAAUUGGUAGAAACUGAGCAUAGGACGAAACUUGAACAGCUAAAUUCUGUAAAAGAUGAACAGAAAGCCCUAUCCAUGAAUAUGCCUGAAGUAACUUCAAAAGCACAGCCCGCGAAAAUGGAUAACGCAUUUACAGGUCUUGGUCUAGAAACCUUUGCCAAUUCUGUUACUAUUCAGGAUAAACAAAAUUUGGCGCAACAACAAGAGGCAGCAAAAUUGUUCACUGCCCAACCUAGCAUUGAACCAUUGAAAAUUGAAAAAACUAAGACUUCUCCACCAAAAGAUCUAACCUCCAGUCUCAUUCAAAGCCCAACUUGGACUGAAUCACCCAAAAUACAAACUCCUGCUAACAUCAAUUUAAAUUUGCAAAUGCAAACAUCCCCAAGCCCCAUGUGGAGUGGACCGCCUAAAAUACAAAGCCCCCCAAAUAUUAAUAUGGGCUUGCCCAUGCAAAAUUACAAACCACCAAUUAAUCAAAUUAAUCAACAAGGUCAAUGGGGAAUGAAUCAAAAUUCAAAUCCGUGGUCUAGCAGUCAACCAUCAACUAAUAUGAAUUUUGGAAAAAAUACAACCGGACAAAAUUGGAGCGCUUUGGAUAAUCUUUUGCCGACGACUAAUGCGAACCGGAUGCCCAUGAAUCAAAUGUCGUUUAACCAACCACUCAUACCCCCGUCGAAUAACAAUACCGGUGCGAGCGGUAAGCUUUCUAGUGAUGACAUUAUGGAUCUGUUGAGUUAAUUCCAUACUGACUGAUUAUGUUGUAAUAUUGUGUUUGUAAUGCAAUCUACGAUUUUUGGUAACUUUAGUAAACUUAAAACAUUCCUGUGAGUAGUACAUCCAGUCAUAGAUUUUAUGUUUUAGGUCUGUAUAAAAUUACGUUUAGGUUAAAAAUCAAAAACCUCAUAAUUUAUUUAUUUCAUACAUAAAAUAAUUUUUAUAUUUGACUAUUGUUUUAGUGACUGGUUGCAAUUUGUGAUAUUUUUUUGCUUUUACUAAAAAUUUAAUUUAAGUACUUUGCUUGAAUUUAUGUUUACCUGUAUCAUCUCAUUUAAAAUAAUAAAUUUGUAUGCAAAUUAUAAAUUUAAAAUGGUAGAGUAACAAAAGAACUUGUUCAAAUAAUAGUUAUAUUUUAGAAAUGCAAACUACAAUUGAGGUUUAUCUGAAAGUUAUAUCUCUAAUCUAUUUUCUCUACAAUCUUAAUUAUAUUUUUAACUAGAGCACUAAUAAAAACCAAAUUUUAUUUUAAAUGUUUUAUUAUAAUCAAUCUAUUUAAUAAAAGUCAAAUCAAAGUGUUUA
Messenger RNA from Aethina tumida (small hive beetle), 3117 nucleotides. Its product is annotated as SCY1-like protein 2. Gene Ontology annotation, biological process: protein phosphorylation. NCBI's taxonomy places the organism in Eukaryota, Metazoa, Arthropoda, Insecta, Coleoptera, Nitidulidae. The record is from RefSeq and is a predicted model, not a curated record. Gene Ontology annotation, molecular function: protein kinase activity; ATP binding. The transcript has 4 exons. Bases 28 to 2559 code for a protein of 843 amino acids.